UUUCACUCACUAGCAGGUGGCCCCGCCAUCCUUUCGGCCCCACCCGCCAUUCUCUGUAGUCUGUGCUCCCGGCGCACGCGUCCGUCCGCCUUGCCGUUUGAGCACUCGAAGCUCGCCAUUACGGCACCGCAUCGCGCACUCGUGCCCCCCGACUACUUCGAUUCGGGCGCGUCGUGCGGGCGAGCUCUGCUAGUGGCUAGAUCUCGGAGGAGAGGGAGGCCGAGGCGCGGGUGGCGACAUUUGGUCGAGCGGAGCACGAUGAGGGCCCGGCGGGUUGCGGCGUUUGGGGCGGCGGCACUGCUUGUCCUGGCGCUGGCGGUGUCGGCGGCGAGGCUGGACUUGGACGACGACGGCGACGACUCGGACGUGCUGGACGAGCUGCUGGCCAUCGACGAGGAGGCGGAGCGGGGCGGGCUGGAGGCGGACGGCGGGGGCGCGGCGGAGGCGGUGCGGCGGGCGCAGUCGAUGGUGCUGGUGCUCGACAACGACAAUGCGCGGCGCGCCGUGGAGGACCACGCGGAGCUGCUGCUCCUGGGGUACGCUCCCUGGUGCGAGCGCAGCGCGCAGCUCAUGCCCCGGUUCGCCGAGGCCGCCGCGGCGCUGCGCGCGAUGGGCAGCGCCGUCGCAUUCGCCAAGCUCGACGGGGACCGGUACCCCAAGGCUGCGGCCGCCGUCGGGGUCAAUGGGUUCCCCACCAUGCUCCUUUUCGUCAACGGCACCGAGCACGCCUACACUGGCCUCCACACCAAGGACGCGAUUGUUACUUGGGUAAGAAAGAAGACUGGUGCGCCGGUCAUCAGGCUUCAGUCGAGGGAUUCGGCUGAGGAGUUCAUGAAAAAGGACCAGACUUUUGUUAUUGGUCUAUUUAAGAAUUUUGAGGGAGCAGAAUACGGAGAAUUUGUGAAGGCAGCAACCACAGAUAAUGAAGUACAGUUUGUAGAAACCAAUGAUAGGAGUGUUGCCAAAAUUCUUUUUCCAGGUAUUACAUCUGACGAGCAACUCCUGGGCCUUGUUAAAAGCGAACCCGAGAAGUUUGAAAAGUUCUAUGGGGCAUUUGAAGAAAAGGCAAUUUUGCGGUUUGUGGAGCUAAACAAGUUCCCCCUAAUUACUGUAUUCACUGAGCUCAAUUCGGGUAAAGUCUAUUCAAGCCCUAUUAAGCUGCAGGUCUUCACCUUUUCAGAGGCUUAUGAUUUUGAAGAUCUUGAAUCUAUGCUUGAAGAAAUUGCCAGAGCAUUCAAGACAAAGAUAAUGUUUAUAUAUGUGGACACUGCUGAAGAAAACCUUGCAAAACCAUUCCUCACUCUUUAUGGCCUUGAAUCGGAAAAGAAGCCUACUGUUACAGCAUUUGAUACAAGCAAUGGAGCCAAAUAUCUGAUGGAGGCAGAUAUUAACACAAAGAACCUACGGGAGUUCUGCUUAGGUCUUCUGGAUGGCACACUCCCUCCGUACCACAAAUCAGAACCAGUGCCGCAAGAAAAGGGACUUGUUGAAAAGGUUGUUGGGCGUACAUUUGAUUCCUCUGUGCUGGAAAGUCCUGAAAACAUCUUCCUUGAGGUUUAUACACCUUGGUGUGUUGACUGUGAAGCGAUAAGUAAAAAUGUCGAGAAGUUGGCCAAGCAAUUCAGUGGUUUGGACAGCCUUAAAUUUGCACGCAUAGAUGCUUCUGUGAAUGAACAUCCCAAAUUGCAGGUAAACAAUUACCCAACACUCUUCCUUUAUUCUGCUGAAGACAAAAGCAAGCCGAUCAAGAUUUCGAAGAAAUCAAGUGUCAAGGACAUGUCGAAACUCAUCAAGGAGAAGCUGCAAAUUUCAGACGUAGAAACAGUAGCGGCUACUGACAAUGCCCCAGCUGCCGACAGUGUCAAGGAUGAGCUAUAGCCUAUAUCAGAUUGUUCCCAGAUCUUUCGAGGAUGCUGGGGUCCAGGUGGAGGAAAUUACAGCAUGUUUGCGUUUCUAGAAUGUGAUAACAGAACUUGCAUGGUUCGGCGGUUGUAACUUAAGGUGACGAGGAAAUAGAAUAGGUAAAGAUCAAAAGGACAUGUAAAUCAGAUUCAAUGGCUUUCAUAUAUGGAUCUCUCGGGUUUUACUAACAACUUCCAAGGGCAAAUUCAACGAUUUUUUUUUCUU
Molecule: messenger RNA, 2127 nt
Organism: Phragmites australis (common reed)
Lineage: Eukaryota; Viridiplantae; Streptophyta; Magnoliopsida; Poales; Poaceae
Product: protein disulfide isomerase-like 1-5
Exons: 12
Coding region: 259-1878 (539 amino acids)
Biological process (GO): protein folding; response to endoplasmic reticulum stress
Cellular component (GO): endoplasmic reticulum
Molecular function (GO): protein disulfide isomerase activity
Source: RefSeq, a predicted model, not a curated record